Parastagonospora nodorum SN15 is the source of this 843-nucleotide messenger RNA. RefSeq lists its product as hypothetical. The record is from RefSeq and is a predicted model, not a curated record. The transcript has a single exon. Bases 1 to 843 code for a protein of 280 amino acids. NCBI's taxonomy places the organism in Eukaryota, Fungi, Ascomycota, Dothideomycetes, Pleosporales, Phaeosphaeriaceae.
AUGCGUUCUACAGAGAUCCUCGCCAUUGCCCUCGGCUUGUUCGCUUCUGCAGCCUACUCAGCACCAACUGGCACUAUCAACGGCCGUGGACCCCAGACCGAUACGCAACCAGCAGAAAACGCCGUCAAUGACGCCGUCAACAAACUCCGACCUGCUUCCACUCUAAAGUCUCGUGGACCCCAGCUCGAUGCCAGGGCCCCACAGGACCCCAUUUCCGAUGCCAUCAACAGACUCCGACCUGCUUCCGGUCGUCGCAGCGCUCAGGGCCCAGGUGCUGCGUUCGAGUCUAUUGAGAACGCUCUCAACCCUUCUAGCCGUAAGGUACGCAGUCCCCAGGCACCGGGGGGCAGGAUUGAGGACGACGGAAACAACAACCUCAUCCGACCAAACCCGCCUUCUCGUCGUAGCGCCCAGGGCCCAGGUGCUGCGUUCGAGUCUAUUGAGAACGCCCUCAACCCUUCCAGCCGUCGCAGCGCCCAGGGCCCAGGUGCUGCUUUCGAGUCUAUUGAGAACGCUCUCAACCCUUCCGGUCGUCAGGUGCGCAGUCCCCAGAGACAGGGCAGGGUUGAGGACGACGGCGGGAACAACAACCUCCCCCAAGCAAACCCGCCUUCUCGUCGUAGCGCCCAGGGCCCAGGUGCUGCUUUCGAGUCCAUUGAGAACGCCCUCAACCCGUCUGGCCGUCGCAGCGCCCAGGGAGAGAACGGCGAGAAUGAAAACGGCAUCAGGCCCAACGUCCCCCAAGCCCAGGGCCCUCCCAGUCUGAAGACUCGUAGCCCCCAGACUGCUAGCAACAGAAAUGGACCAGGACAAGCCUCCAGCUCUGAUGAUGACUCUUCCUGA